Molecule: messenger RNA, 1300 nt
Organism: Funneliformis mosseae
Lineage: Eukaryota; Fungi; Glomeromycota; Glomeromycetes; Glomerales; Glomeraceae
Source: the annotation of a GenBank genome assembly
CGGCUUCAACGAUACCACCAGUACACCGUCAAAUGCACCAUUAAAUCCAUUAACAGCAAAUUUAACUCAAUAUUACAAACAAUGUAGGAUUAGUUAUAUCCAUAUUAAGACUUUACAAAUUACUUGGUUGGAUUGUCAAAUGUUAACAUUGACCUACGGUAAAUCGGUAUUAAGUUGUUUCAUAGUUCUUAUAAAACCGCUUUAUGAAGGCUACGUUGAAACUGCUAAAGUGUUACUAGCUCGAGGUGCAAGUGUGUACAUUUCAGACAAGAUUGAAAAUAGAGCAAAUGCACUUACCUUGAAGGACCUUGAUAGUGAUGAUGAUGGUGUCAACGAUGAUGACGGAGGCAACAAUUAUGAUAACAUAGAAGAGGAAGGUAAAGGUGAUGAGACAGCACCACAUUUAAAAAAUGACAUGGCAGCGAAAGAGAGUAAAAUUCCUUUGGUAUUAUUUUCAUUGGCAGUUUUGGAAUGUUUUUGUAAUCCUUGCCUUUUCACCAUUGGUAAGAUGAAAGAUCCCAAUGUGCGUCAAGCUUGGCGUAAAAAAGUGGCUUUGGUGGAGACAAGAGUUUUUAAGGAAGAUGUAUUUGAAAAAUUUGGAAUCGGGUCAAAAGUGCAUAUUAUUCAUGGCAAACUCUAUAAUACUGGACUUUUGGCUACCAAUGUCCUUUUGUCCCUAAAUGAUGGACCAUUUGCGAUAUGGCGAUUGAAACGUAAAAUCCAUUGUUAUAUUGUCAUACUUCCACAGAUUAAAGGAACUAGAUGUGAAAAUAAGCGAAACUAUCUUGAUCCUUCAAAUGAGGAUAAGUUGCUUGGAGAUGAUAGCGUUACAGAAUGGCUUCGAGGUCUCCUCGGAGACGUUGAAAGAACAACCAUCGGAUGUUUCGCGAAUAGUAUAAUGACAGUCCAUUUGAUUGGUUUCUAUAAUUGCAGCUACAUAAAAUAUCAAGAUGAUGAUACGACAUCACACCUUUUAUUAUUAGUCACGUGUUAUUCGGAAGGUGAAUAUUCAAUGCACACAACACUUGAUUCAUUGACCAGUACGGAUUAUUCUGACAAGAACAAAUUAUUAAUGGUAAUCGCUGGUGGUGACAUAACCGGAUCAGAUAACGAUAAAACAACUCCGGAGAUAUGCGAGGAUUUAAUUGAACUAUUCAAUUUAUCUAGUUUCGAGUCUCCGACACCGCAGUCAUAUUUAGCCGUAGGAGAAAGUAAAAAGCAACACAUUAUCGGAUAUAAUUGUAAUGGACAUCAUGUUCCAAUUUGUUUUAUUAAUAAAGAUGGCACACCAGAAGGAUGA